Nilaparvata lugens (brown planthopper) is the source of this 7262-nucleotide messenger RNA. RefSeq lists its product as uncharacterized. The coding region runs from base 124 to 4773 and encodes 1549 amino acids. The record is from RefSeq and is a predicted model, not a curated record. The transcript is spliced from 25 exons. Lineage: Eukaryota; Metazoa; Arthropoda; Insecta; Hemiptera; Delphacidae.
AAUUUAGCCCUGUAUUGAGUGGACAUCACAGUAUCGUUUCUCAGUGCUAAGUUGUCUGGUAUAUUGUAGGCCUUUUUGUAUGCAAUUGCAGUCAAUUGAACACGUUACUUGAUCUUAGGAACAAUGGAUCUCUCCAUUUAUUGUUUGCUUCUCAUGAGUGCAUCAAUUCUCGUUGGAAUAAGUGAUUGCUCCGAGAUGAAUGGUGAUUUGAGUCUUUUCCUUGAGAGAAGAUUACAAGAGGCAAGAACGCAACUCAAUAGGAUAGUUAUGGACGCUAAUGGAUUCCUUCUGAAAAGAUCUAAGAGAGAUCCAUUACGACCUUCCAUAUCAUUCGACAAACUCAUAGAGAAUAAUACUGCGAUUGUUGGGGAGAUCUAUCAUCAUUUCGACAACAUACUAGUUCUUGAUAGGGAGAUUAUCAAUAAAAUUGAUAAGAAACACUUGCAACACUUGGUGGUAUUGUGUGGGGAUUGUCUAAAAAUUGAUUUUAGACGUGUCACUUUUAUAGAGGUGACAAAGAAGCAUCCACAUACCAUGUUUAUCGUGCUGGGGAUGGAUGAUGGAUUUCUGAAUCUAUUUUCUAUAAAGCACAAUCAUCACUUUGACCAUAAAUAUGAGCUGCUACAGAGUAUUCCUCCACCCAGAGUCAACUCAUUCUAUCCAGUGGAUGGCAAAUUCUUUACAGAGUCCGGGCAUAUCUUUUUCUAUGUCGUUUAUACAAAAUCCAAUGGAGAGUCAUCGGAGUCAAUACUCUUCAAGCUGAGGAAAUCAUACCUUGACAAGGAGUACAGUAAUAUUCUUACACAUGGUGCAAAGUCAGUGGCUUCAUUCAGUUCUGGAACGUCUCAGAUAAUUAUCAUAGCUGAAGCUACUAAUAGGAAGGUGAGUUCUCAAGUUCUACGAUUUUCUCACUCGAAAAAGAGACUGGAGAGAAUCCAAUUACUGGAAACAAAACGGCCGGAGAGUGUAAAACAUUUCCGAGCUUUUGAAAGCAACUUUGUGCUUGUUUGCGAACAGACUUCGCCCAGCACCAUCUAUUGGUGGAAUGAUGGAGAAUUCCUGAAAUGGCUGGAUGUACCAUUCAUGUACGGAAAUUGCUUGUUUUCAAUUAAGCAAGUGAACGACCAAACUUUAUUCCUCAACACACUGCAAAAUGAUACCACGAUCUACUCUCUUGGCUGGAAACAUAUGAGAGAGAUAGCGACAGUACCUCGACCCGUCAAUGAUGAUCAGAAAAUCAUCAAUCUCUUCAUUUCAACUGGCAAUAUUACACGCCUGAACAUCGUUGGCAUUCUUCCAAAGAGCAUCAGGUUCUCCAUGUGGGAUCUGACGCUACACUUUCCAGAUUUGACUGGUGGAGAAGGCAGAAGUAUUGUUGAAGAUCGUCUAUCGGAAUGCUUCGGAAAAGCAGAAGGAAAUUUAGGAGUAAUUUCAAAACGUAUAAAUGAUACUAAUGAUCUGAUCAACAACCGUCUCAUAAAACUCGAUCAGAAUCUGCGUUUCGACUCUAUCAAAGUUGUUGGCCAGAACAGCAGUGUAAGGUUGAGAAACGGCACAGUUGAGAGAUUAGAUCUGAGUUACAUGGAUGGCAAAAGCACAACCGAUAAUGACAUUGACGAACUACUUGCGACGUCCGAUAAAUUUAUACAAUCGUCGAUCAUCGACCGUGUCGAUGUCAUAUUCAAAUCGAAUCUGACAAUAAAAAAUGCCAACUUAAAACUUGCGUCAGCUCAUCGUUUCAAUAAUCGAGAGUUGAAUCGAGAGGAAUUCAUUUGGUUGGAUAAAGAUCAACAAUUGGAAAUUCUGAACGUCAGUGAUGUCACGACUGGUGAACUUUUGACUGAAAAUUUAGCAGGAAAACAGACUGAACAUUUCAUACUGAAGCCUACACUAAAUAGUGGGCAGACUUUGAAUUUGGGCAGUUUAAAUUGCAAGGACAUACAUUCAAAGACAAAAAGUAUUAAUGGAAUAAAUCUGGAGCAAUUAGUCAUGAAGAAUCAUAAUAAGACAAUCCAUGGAGGAAAAUAUUUCCAAGCAGUCGAAGUCGAUCAAUUACAAAACCUUGGAGCAAAGACCAAUAAUCAAUCCCAUUCUCAGAAGAAUGAAAAUGAAGAUUUAUCCCGUGGCUCAGAAGCUUUCAAGCUGAAAGCCAAUACAAUCAUCGAUAAUCUGAUAGUUGAACAUAUAAACGGGAUAAAUGUUGAUGAAUUGAUUGAUAACAUUGUCCUCAAUAACACUGAGGCGACUAUUGACACUGCAUUGAUUUUCGCGAAUGACAUGAAAGUUGAUCUUCUAAGAGGAAACCUAAUUAUUUCUCAGUCAACAAAUUCCGCAAUAAGACCCUAUCCCAUUCUGAGCAAAAGGCAAUUUAGCUCCGAGAAUGAGGAAGGAGAAAAUUCUGAAGAGGACUGUGUAAUUGGACAAGAAUUUCAAGAUGAUUCUGAAGACACUGGUACAAAAUCAAGAUCCAUAUUCCAACCAAAAUUUCCUCGGUACAAUUUUGGCAGAGAUAUACAUGUCAAAGGAAACAUCAAGGCUGAUGAAUUCAUAUGUAAGAGCUGUAAAGUGGUUAUACAAAAUCAAUCUUUCCCAAUUGGUGAUGUCGAGAGAAUAUUCUGGACUUACAACACGAAACAGAAUAUUACAGCUCCUACCAUAAUCAAUUCAUCAGUAACUGCUAAUGAGGCAAUUGAAGUUACCUUUAUCAAUGAGAAGAAGAUGGAUUGUAUUCUAGAUGAGAAAAACGAUAGAGCUUUCAAACCAAAGUUCAUUUUCAAGAAUGUAACCGCAAAGGGUGACGUCAUAGAUAGCAGUGACUCGAGUCACGCUGGUUUCAACGCGAAGCAAUUGAACGAUUCAAUUGUACGGUCCUCUGACACACAAUACAUCAAAAACAAAAAGAAUUUCAAUGGAGGUGUUUCUGUCAACUAUCUGAAAGCAGAACAGUUGGAGCAAAGGCAAUCUCCAGAGCUGGUUUCAAGAUCCCAGAGGAAAUCAAUUGAGGAGGGAUCAGGUGCAGAUGAUGAACGACCCCUCAAAUUCGUCGUAGAUGGUGACCUGAUAGUCAGGGAAGAUUUGGAAAUCAUAUACUAUAAUGAUAUCGAUGUAGAGUCCAAAUUGAAAUCGGCUGCAUACAACGAUGAGGAUUGUCAUCUGGAACGGAUACAGUUUAAAAACUUGGAAACGGACAACAUAAAUACUGGCUCAUUAAAUGGAGAGAGUGUUGAAAAGGGAAUGAGUUUAAUGCGACCUCAUUUCAAAAUCCACAGAGCCGAAAUGUUUGAUAUCUCGAAACCACUUCAUCUCCAUCAUGUAACUUACAUGAAUGACAUCAACGUUCACGAACAUCUACCAAAGGUCGUAAAUAUGUCUGGAAACACAUUAAUCAGGGGCAAGAAGAUAUUCAAAUCUCUUCCAAUUGUCGCAAAUGAUUUGCAUACUGAAAGGAUUAAUGAUGUAAAUAUGAAAGAUAUUUAUAAAAACGCAUUUUCAAGAAGCAAACAACAACAUAUCAAGCAGCCCACAAAAAUCGUUAACCAUUCCUCAUUCCGAGCACUACACACAGAAGAGGUGAACGGAAUUGAUGCUUCUCGCUUGAUUGAUGUGUCCCAAGAUGGAAACUCAGAGAAUGGAUCGAUCACCCUUGACGCUGACCUGAUAUUCAAGAAGUUGUCAGUUGUAGGAAAUGUUGAAGUCGCUGAUUCAUGCAAGAUUAAGGAUUCUACUGGCCAAAUGCGUUUCCAGAACAUGCAUAUUAUUGGCAACGUUAGUUGGAGAAAUGACGAAAACAAUAAACCAAAAAUUUGGACCAUGUUGAAGAAUGCUGUAACAGCAGACAAAACUAAUAACAUAACUGGAAAAGUAGUUUUCAACGGAGAUGUAACAAUGAAACAAGUGCGACAUACAGAUGACAAACUUAUCAACAAUAUCAAUCUCUCUCAUAUCAUGAAAGAUUCUUUGAUGCUGAACAAGAACAAUCAGAUUGUGACGGGAGAGAAAGUUUUCCUACAUCAUAUGUCUUGCAAUUUUAUGACGGUCACUGCAGAUUUAUUAGCGAAUCAUAUUAAUCAGGAGAAUAUUCUGGAAUUCAACAAGACUCUUGUAAGAAAGUACUCGACAGACAUAGUCGAGGGUCACAAGUAUUUUGAAAAUGGUUUCAGUGCAUUCAGUUUGAAGACGAAAGGUGGAGUAGGAGGAAUGCAAUUAGAUGAUAUUGUUCUAACAAGCUCAAACAGAAGUUUGCCUGAAACUGUCUUCGAAGAUCUUGAGAUUGUGAAAAAUCUUGACACUGAAACUUACAACAACAUCGAUUUGGAUAAAUUCUUGAAAGAGAGAUUUCUCAUAUCGAAAGGAACUCAUCAGGUUUUCAACGGGAGUAUUCUGUUCAAAGAUAGUGUGACUUUCAAAGGCGAAUCAUUGGUAGGUACUUUGAACAAUGUUAAUAUAGACAAUAUAGUUCUAACAGAGGGAACCCCAGCUGCAUCUGCGAAACCAGUUGAUGGUUGCAAGACAUUCAAUAAUCCCUUCAAAACUGAAGGAAUAAUCAACACUGAGAAAUUCAACAAUGAAAACUUUCGACGACUCAAUAAAUGCGCUACUUUGUAUGAUGAACCAUCGACUCUCAAGGGAAGCCUUGUGUUUGAGAAUGAUGUAGAAGUGGACAAUGAAUUAUGGGCUCAGACGUAUUGCAUCGAAGGGAUUAGUAUAAAUCUUACAAAUGCAGUAGAGUCGUUUAAAAAGACCACUGGAUACAAAUUCAAUGAUGAAGUGUGAAAUGAAAUAGAUCUUCCAGAAAAACAUCAAUGUUAGAAUGCUUGUGUGUAUGUUUAUUUUCAUUGUUUUUUGUUUGUUUGUGUGUGUGUUGGCUACAUGUUUAUGUUCAUGUAUUUCAGUAGCAUCUUGAAAAUUAAUCAGCUGAUUGAUUGAAAAUCAUUUAUUUGAAAAUAUUUCAAACAUAGUUCUUAGUUUUUACCAGAAUAAAUACAUUUUUAACAGCGGUUCUCCUUAUCUCAUUAAUCUAUUUCUUUCUCUCGCAAGGAGUAGACCUAAGCUACUUGAAAUGUAUGAAAGCGCAGAAUAGUAAUUAAGUGAAUCCUAAAAGUAUCUACAAAAUGUUAUCGACAGCUGGAAAGUUUUCCCAUUUUCAUUUUCGAACGUUCCGUUUCUCACAUACACUUUUCGGCUUCAAACAAUUCCCAAUGUCAGCUUCACCAUGAACUGAUAAUUUCCCCCAUAAUAAAGAAAUAACUGAACAAUAUGGAAAAUUUUUCAAAUAGAAGCUUCUUAUACAGUGAAAUAGAAUAAUUAUUCAAUUUAAACCAUUUAUUUCAACACGGUCUACAUCGGUUCAAUUUAAUUCCAAGUUUGAACAAUGUUUAAAGAGACUGAAAUUACAAAUUUUACAAUACAAUCGUUGGUUCUGCUUGUGAUAACGUAUUUAGAAUUGGAGGAGUUAUGUUCUUUCCCUAUAAUAUUAACAUUUUUUUCUUUUUUUUCAUUUGUUAUUAUUUCCAAAAUAGUUAUAAUGAGAUUAUCCACUUUUGCUUAAUAUGAAGAUUAUAUAUUCAUUUUCAAUUUUACAAAGAAGCAUUAAAGCUUUAAAUGUCAAUUUUGUAAUUAAAUGUUAUACUGACAUAGCGGUAAUUUACAUUCAAGUACAAGUCCCAUAUUUUUAAAUAUUGAUGAAACACUCAGGCAUAUUUUAAAGCAUUAGUUCUUCAAUCUCCAUUUCCAAAUACAAGUAACACACAGGCUAGCCAAUUUCAUAUAAGACAUUUUGCAAUAAUGGAAUACAAUCAUUGCACUCCAUAAUAAAGUUUUAAUAGAUUGAUUUCUCAAACAUGAACAAUGGAUUACUAUAAAUUACCUAUAUAAUUAAACAUUUACCAGAGAAAAGUUUAUGAUAGUUAACAUGAACAUUUUCUUGAAACAUAUGUAGAUCCAAUAAUGAAAUUCUCAACUUCUAACACCUGACAUUACGAAUAUCAUGUAAUGUUCUUGAUAUUUCCAUGUAUUAACAUAGAAAGGCAGUCCGAAUGCUUCCAUGACUUUCAUUUUACAAUAAGAUCUCAUUGGUUUAAAUUGUGUAAUUCAAUGUUUUCUUAUUCUCAUUAAUAGUUUGUUCUAUCUUUACUCACAAAAAUCAAUAUAUUACUAGAAACCUUCCAACUAUAUUAUACAUUUUUUUUGUGUUUUGAUUAUUUGUUGAUAAAUUAGUUGAGUAUUAAUUCAAUUGAGAUGAACAAUUCAAUUGGAAUGAUGCAUUUCAUAAUAUUAUUGUAGCAAAUUAUAUUCGGUCGUUUAGUAUUUUCCAAAGCAUUCUUACACCUUGUUCAAGUAACAUAGAAUUAUGAUAAAGCCAACGCAUGUAAUUCAUUUUUUGAAGUCUUUUCAUAGAGUAUAGAGCAAUGUAAAUUUUGUGUCACCAAUUAUUAAUAUUCUGUAAUCAAUACAAUUUUAUCUUUUGAAUUUUUAUGGAAUUCAGCGGUUAUGUUUUUAUUUGAAUCAAGAAUACGUUUUAUAAAGCUUACAAUACUCUGUCAUUGAACAUUGUAAUGAAUAUAUUACGAAUAAAAAAUACGUUCUGAAUAAUAUAACCCGUUUAUAUUAUAUACACCCUCCCUAUGUCAGACUGAUCCUUACAUGUUUUUAAAAACUAAGGGUAUUUUUAGAAUAGCAAUGUUCACAUUUUCACAAGUACAUCUUACACUCUUUUUAUUAGCACACUUUUACAGUUAUUUCAGAAUAAUUGAUCACUCAUCCUAAUCAUACAUUCAUCUUUAACAAGAAUAGUCUUUAUCAUGCUUCAUUGAUGAACAAUUUGAAAGUGAUGCAUUUAAUUGAUUAGAGAAAUUUAGGCUUUCCAUCACUAAUUGAUCAAUUUUCAUAGAACUGAGUAUCAUUUUCCUUUUUCCUUAGUCUAACCCGGAAGACUACUGAUGAUGCCUUGAAGUGCAUUCAAAUUUUAAUCAAAUCAUAUUAUUUCCACGCAGAAAAAUAAUACAAAAACAAAAAGUAAUUUGAAUAGAAACUAGAAUUACAAAUUCUCAAAAGUAAAUUGAAUCAAAUCAACUUAUUUCACACAGAAAAAAAUAAUAAAAAAACAAGAAGUGAUGUGAAUAGAAACUUAAAAUACAAAAUUAAAUAAAACAUUUCUUGAUUGAACAUUUCAAUCUUUCUACACUUGAUAAAGUUCAUUGAGGAUUACUACCCCCAGAGACAGCAGAUAUCAUUGAAACUAUAGGUUGGCUCAAAUAAAUUUA